Molecule: messenger RNA, 1341 nt
Organism: Clupea harengus (Atlantic herring)
Lineage: Eukaryota; Metazoa; Chordata; Actinopteri; Clupeiformes; Clupeidae
Product: elastase-1-like
Exons: 14
Coding region: 1-1191 (396 amino acids)
Biological process (GO): proteolysis
Molecular function (GO): serine-type endopeptidase activity
Source: RefSeq, a predicted model, not a curated record
AUGGGGAUUCUGCCCAUUCUCUCGAUCCUUUACGCUCUGUUUGCCAUGAACAUGGCAACAGAUGCGGUGACCCCAGCUCAGCCUAACACUCUAGAGUUGUCAAAGAAGAUAGACAUCACUCUUAACGAUGCCUUGGCCAAAAGUGAGGAUAUUGCCUCUGACAAUCUAGUGGAGAAGCAGGAGGAGGAAGUGGCUGAUGCCCUGGGAGAUGAUGAGGAUGAUGAGGAUGCUGCUGCUGACACUCCAGAGCCUGCUGGCUUUGACGUGGAAGUGACUGAUGCUCUUGCUGAGGAUGACACUGCAGAGGUGGAUGAGUUGCAGGGGGAGGACAGUGAAGCCCUGGAUGGUGAUGAGGAUGUUGCAGCCGAGAAUGAAGAGACCCCUGCUGAUGCUCCAGCCCCAGCCGAGUUGGAAGAGGCUUUGAGUAAGGCAAAUACUUCCGCUGAUUCCAAGGGUUCCAUUGAGAAGAGGGUUGUAGGUGGAAGUGUAUCCUCAUGGAGCCUCUGGCGAUGGCAGGUCUCUCUCCAGUACAAGUCUGGCUGUGGGUACCGCCACACCUGUGGAGGAUUUCUGGUCAAGAGGAACUGGGUGAUGACUGCAGCUCACUGUGUGGAUAGUCGCAGGGUGUAUCGUGUGGUCGCUGGUGAGCGUGACCUCAACAGGAAGAACAGCAGGGAGCAGUACCUAGGUGUUUACCGCAUCUACCGCCACCCUAGUUGGAAUAAAAGGGUGGCUAAUGGCAAUGACAUUGCCCUGCUGCGCCUCCGCUCAUACGCUACAGUGAACCGCUACGUGCAGCUGGCCGUACUGCCUCCAGCCAAUCAGGUGCUCCGUCACGGAUACGGAUCUUGCUACGUCUCCGGCUGGGGACGUACAUCAACCAGGGGCAGGAUCUCAAACCUGUUGAGGCAUGCCCGCCUGCCCAUCGUCAGCUAUGGCACAUGUAGAAACCGAUACUGGUGGGGCACCACAGUGAAGAGCACCAUGGUGUGCGCUGGAGGAAACGGCAGACAGGCAGGAUGCUUUGGAGACUCUGGUGGUCCUCUGAACUGCCAUGUGGGCGGGAAAUGGGUUAUCCACGGAAUAACCAGCUUCGUCUCCAGCCGUGGAUGUAACGUCGUGAGAAAGCCAACUGUGUUCACUCGUGUGUCUGCCCACAUGUGCUGGAUCAGGAGUCUUAUUGGAGCUUAAGUCCGAUAUGAAGACGACUCUGAAUGAAGACCAGUGUCUAUUCUGGUUCCCUCUCACUCAAUUUCAUUAUGUAGAGAAGUAGCAAUAAAACUUUCAUUUCACUGCAUCUCCUUGUUGUGUGCGUCUUCCUUUGAAUGGAGUUUUGGUUAA